AUGCCCGUCGUGAACCAUGUCGUGCUGGCUUCGGGCGCCGUCGCCGCAGUCUCGGUAGCUGUUGCCGCCGCCAUGGCCAUGUACGAGAAUCCCGAACUGCGGAGAUAUGCAGACGACAUCCGCCGCCGCAUCGCCGUGGCGCUCCACUCUCUGGGCGACGGCCUCACCCCGCCCGAGCGAGCCCCGAGGUUCAAUCGGCCCGAGGACGCCGACGGUUUCCUCCAUUCCAGCCGCGGCACCGGCGCCGAGCCAGGCGUCGAUGCGGACGAGGAAACCCGCCGCAGGCAGCGCGACGAGCUCCUGUUCUGGAACUCGCAGCGCCUGAAGAACAAGCGCGACGAAACCCUCCCCGCGGCUGGGCCGCGGGCGGGGGCGAGCGGCUCCUCGUUUGACGACUUUUUGCGACGCGACCAGACCGCGGAGCAGGGCGCGUACGUCUUCAACACGGGCGCGGGUGCUGAUGCGCGACGUCUCAGCAGCGGCCUUCGCCACCGUGGCCCGGCCCCUGCGCGGCACGCAGAUUCGCCAUCUGUCCACGCCAGCCCUUUUGCCGACGAGCACGGCCUCGGGAGCGACCCAGUCGCGCGUCCGCCCGCGAGUGAGGAGCACUCGUCCGACUUGUAUAGCGCCACCACUCGCGACAACGACGACGCCCAGUCCAACACACUAUCCGGGUCGCCUGCUUUGGUCGACCUGUCCCCCGCCGCCGCGCAACCCGUUUCGCCGCCAACCCUGGAGCGCCAGCUCGCCGACGAUGAGUUCAUGUCGGCCGGCCAGGAAGAUAGACACGAAGCCUACGCCUCUAUCCAGGCUUGGGCCCAGGACUCCAGCCGCAGCUUCUACUCACCCCUGCCGGCGACCCCCGUCGCACCGGUUUCCGAGCCCGAGGCCGUGAGCGACGGCCAGCUUACGCCUACGGAUUCCGUCUCGGUCAUUGGAUCCGGCGAUGUUGAUCCUGCCGGCGGCGCGCAGGGGCGGGCGUUUGACGUCCUGAGCGAGAGCGAGGGCAUGCUGACUCCGGCAAGCUGGUCCGAAGUGGGGAGUGUCGUGAGCGAGUAUUGA
Ustilaginoidea virens is the source of this 1062-nucleotide messenger RNA. RefSeq lists its product as uncharacterized. The transcript has a single exon. The coding region runs from base 1 to 1062 and encodes 353 amino acids. NCBI's taxonomy places the organism in Eukaryota, Fungi, Ascomycota, Sordariomycetes, Hypocreales, Clavicipitaceae. The record is from RefSeq and is a predicted model, not a curated record.